GAGUGUACAGCAGCGGAACGCGGGGAACCUUCCACCAUAUUGGCGAACGUUACGAUCAACGGUGCAGGAUGAAUUGUGUUGGUCAGUUCGCACUGGCACUCCUGUUACUAGCAGCCAGGUGUGGUGCAUCAGCCCCAUCAGCAGAUCAGACCAAUGCUACGUGUGCGAGCAGUAACGGAACAUGUCGCUCAAGUGCGUGCUGUCAUGGUGAGGGCCAUCGUAUAAUAGCAGGGACAAAGGGAUGUAAGCCCGACGAGAUUUGCUGUUCACUCAAACCGUGUAGGAAGAAAGCCGGAUCGUGCGUUCCGCUCGGUUGCUGUACGAAAGAAAAGGAUACGAUCGUGAUCUUGGACCGCAACAGUGAGUGUGGCUCGUUUGCGAUCUGUUGCCCGUACGAAGCAGCUGCAGCGGAACCAAAAUGCACCAAUAACAAAGUGACGCCAGCGUGUGGUUCGCGCAAGACCGGCAUCGUCGAGAGCACGGACAUUCGUGCGAACCGUUGGGAGUUUCCCUGGAGUGUGGCGAUAUUUAAUGUCACUUCGGUGUUCGAUAGGGAGUUUAUCAUAUUUCUCUGCGGUGGAUCACUGCUACCGGAUGGUACAAUCGUGACCACGGCGGAGUGUGUCGUGGAGCAGGAAGCCAGCCUCUUACGAGUGCACCUUGGCCGGUGGGAUCUGGUGGCGGACGAUGAACAGUGUACCCAGGUACUGACAGUCGCAAGGAUCGUGCUUCAUGAAGGCUACAACGGCGUGUCCAAGGGGAACAACAUUGCGCUCCUGUUGCCUGGUGACAUACCCCAGCGGACCUCCUCGGUGAAUCACAUUUGUCUGCCUCCGACGGAACCGAACGAAACCGAUCGCUGCUACAUCAUCGGCUGGGACUCGGAGUCGUCGCGGUCGGUCAACUAUAUGCUCAAGUUCAAAGUAAGGGCAACCGGUACAUUAAACGAUUGUCGGAAGUUGGUGCAAAAGAACCAUCCAUCGUCGCGCUACGUACUAUCGCCGGAGCAUGGCUGUGCGAGCGUCGUGGACACAAUGGACAAACAUUAUCCGUGUGCGCGGGUAACCGGUUCCGGAUUGGUUUGCCAUUCCGCCACAACCGGCCGAUACUACCUGCGUGGCAUUGCACUGUACGCGUUGCGCAACUGUACCCUCUCCACCAUCAACGAUCUGUUUGUGGAUGUCUACGCGUAUAGCGAAUGGAUCCGUAACAAGACGGGAAACCAAUAAAACGAAUUCGCGUGUUCGUUGCGUAUAAAA
Messenger RNA from Anopheles aquasalis, 1259 nucleotides. Its product is annotated as serine protease 28. NCBI's taxonomy places the organism in Eukaryota, Metazoa, Arthropoda, Insecta, Diptera, Culicidae. Gene Ontology annotation, molecular function: serine-type endopeptidase activity. Gene Ontology annotation, biological process: proteolysis. The record is from RefSeq and is a predicted model, not a curated record.